GAUUUGAGCAGCAUUUUCUCAUGCUGCGUCGCGCCAUUUUGUCGGCGACACGUCCGGUACGUCCUGUGACGAUGAAAUGCGUGGCUUCACCCUGUGACCAGAGCCAUGCUUCACCCAGUCUGUGGAGUAUGCAAAGCCGCUUCGAGAGCACAGCGGUAGCGAACAACACAGCAGCGCUUUCGAUCAUCGAGUCCAAACUUCACCGCGCCGAGCAAGCAGCCGAUUGGAAGCACGCGCUGGGAACGUUUCAGCACUUCGCGACGAAUCACCCGACAUGGGUAGAGCCUAAGCAUGCCAACUUUGUUUUGAGGGUGUGUGCAGCCCAAGGACGCCACCGUGAAGCGAAAAAAGUGCUGCACAUUCUGCAAGGCCUCGGUCACAUGAACGAUCCCUCCUCGUCCGACAACUCGGCCUCUCCAUCCUCGUCCACCCAGCCAGCGCUGUCCGUGGAAUCUCAGGCGUUGAUGUGCCAGGCACUGGCCGAAAACGGCAAAGGCGACGAAGCGCUGGUCAAAGCACAUGCAUUGGUAGCUGGCAUCCCGACGUUGGACGACAAUGUUCGACGAACGCUGUCCGCGUCGCUGUAUCGACCACUUCUCAAGGCCUUCAAGCACAAGAACGACUGGAAACACACGUUGACACUGCUCAAGCAGAUGCAGGAGUUCUCCGUGCCCAUUCCAUUGCGGGGGUAUCGCCUGCUCUUGCUCACGUUGAGUUCGGGACGUCAGCCCAAGAUGCUUGUAGACGUAGCCCGUCAAGUGCUGUCGUCUUCGACUUUGGUGUUAGAUGUCCAAACGUAUACGAUCAUGAUCAAGACGCUCAGCGCUUGCGGCGAACACGGUGUGGUCCACGAGGUGCUGAACAAGAUUCGAACGACAGAAGCACCUGAUUACAUGGACACGACCGCAGAUAUGAACCUGUACAACGCCAUGAUCCGAGCGCACAUGCUAGCCCACAACUUGGACGAAAGCCGCCGGCUCCUUCGGCAUCUCUUGACGCUUCCCCACUUGACACCGGAUGCGUUUUGCUUUACCACUUGCAUGUUGGGGUACCUUCGCCCUGGCUCGGACAUUGGCAAUGGCCCGAACCAAGUUACGUCGUUGUACGAAGACAUGAACCGACGUGGCAUCUCACCGUCCAUCUUGACGCUGGCGUGCGUCCUGCGCGCCAUCCACCGCCUGCCGACGAAAAAGUAUCUGCUCUCGGCUGUGCUCGCUAAGUGCCACGACGUACCCCUCGGGAAACCUGAUUUUGUGCACACACUAAUUGACGCCCUGGACGAAGUGGGCCAGACUGAGACGGGGGAAGCCGUGUUCCGACGCGCGAUGGACCAGCAGCUCCUGGGCGAGUGGCGCAAAGGGCUGUUUGGAUUGAAUUUGCACACGUUUUCCAAGGGCUCGGCCAAGACGGCCGUGCAGUUUGCACUUACGGCGAUAGCGACCCAGCCCAAGAGUUAUCGUGAAACCAUGGAGGUGCAAGAGCUCAAGAUCAUCACGGGCAAAGGCCGAGGCAGCAAGGAGUUUAUGAAGCCCGUGCUGAAACCGGAAAUUGAAGCCCUGCUGUGGUCGCAUUUUGCCCUGCGAUCGCAUACCCCAGCUCAGAACCACGGAUGCCUUGUUGUCCAGAAGGAACACUUGCAGCAGUGGCUCGCCAAGCAACAGGACAAGGCUGCUAACCGCACUAGAAAGUAAUAUCAACAACUUACUUCAUAGCUUCGUGUGGUA
This is a messenger RNA of Aphanomyces astaci, 1724 nucleotides long. RefSeq lists its product as hypothetical. Bases 21 to 1691 code for a protein of 556 amino acids. The record is from RefSeq and is a predicted model, not a curated record. The transcript has 3 exons. Gene Ontology annotation, molecular function: protein binding. Lineage: Eukaryota; Oomycota; Saprolegniomycetes; Saprolegniales; Verrucalvaceae.